Oryzias melastigma (Indian medaka) is the source of this 4880-nucleotide messenger RNA. RefSeq lists its product as uncharacterized. Bases 302 to 2971 code for a protein of 889 amino acids. Gene Ontology annotation, molecular function: dynein complex binding; cytoskeletal adaptor activity; dynactin binding. Lineage: Eukaryota; Metazoa; Chordata; Actinopteri; Beloniformes; Adrianichthyidae. The record is from RefSeq and is a predicted model, not a curated record. Gene Ontology annotation, cellular component: Golgi apparatus; cytosol. Gene Ontology annotation, biological process: protein localization to organelle; regulation of microtubule cytoskeleton organization; microtubule anchoring at microtubule organizing center. The transcript is spliced from 10 exons.
CGACGUACGUCUAGAGGGCGCCGUUGUGUCUUCAGAUUUUCGGCGCGCAUUUGACACUCGACCCGCUGUGAAACUGGAGAAGCGGGUGGGAGGCUGACCGUUAACCUGUUCUGGCACCAUUGGUUUACUGAGGCGAUUAGACGUCCGCCGAGUGUCUUGAAGGAGGAGCGACGUUUAACGUUUGACAGGAAUCGGGAAGCCGCUUCCAUCCGCGAGAUCGCAGCUGUAGCGCAGGUGAGGGACGAUGAGGGCGGAGGAGUGAACUCAAAAGGUUGGAAGACUCGUGGGACGUCAAGCAAAGAUGCUUGAGGCUGACGACCAGGCAGGAGCUGCAGUUGAGGAGGAAGAGGAGGAAGACAUGGGGAGCAGGGACUUGGAGUCGGAGGUGAUGCGGUUGACGCUUGAGCUCCAGGAGGCCACAGAGGAAAAACUCCAGGCUGCACGCUAUGGCCUGGCAAUGCUGGAGGAAAGUGCUGCCCUCAAGAAGAAACACAGUCAGCUGGAAGAAGAGCAUGAAACCCUGAAGCUGGAGCUACAGCAGCUCAGAGAGGCUUUCGCAGAUUCUGUGAGCAGCCAGAAGCGCGCAGCUGCCGAUGGAGAGUGCCGGGAGGAAAACCUCCUGCAGGAGACUGCGAGUAAAGAGGCUGCCAUGGCAACCCGCAUGGAGGAAGUUCAGGCAGAGCUCAAACAAACGCGUCUCGCUUUGAGCAACACCCACGCAGAAAUCGAACGAUUGGGGGUUCUCUCCACCCAACUGAAGAAGGAGUGUGAGUGCCUGGAAGCAGAGAAAGGCCAUCUGAGAGAUGAAAUAAAGGAGUAUAAAGUACGCGAGCUGCGGCAGCUGCAGGACAACAGUGAGCUGGAGGAGGAGAACAUCUCUCUGCAGAAGCAGGUGUCUGUGCUUAAGGAAAACCAGGUUGAAUUUGAGUCCAUAAAGCUGGAGCUGACCCACAAGAACGAGGAGCAGGAGGACUUGCGGGGUCAGCUCGACGAGGCGGCCAGGCUGAGGGAGAUCGCGGAGAGACAGCUGGAGGAAGCCCUGGAUGCUCUGAAAGAGGAGAGGGAGCAGAAGAACAGCCUGCGCCGGGAGCUCUCCGCCUUGACCUUGAACCCCUUCGACUCCGUGGGGAACCUGGAGCUCCACUUGGACCAUCUGGACGACAGCCACGAGGAGGGUCAGGGGGGCGAGGAAGACAACCAGGACAGCGGCUAUAACCACGGCUCCGGGUCUGUGUCGGCUCCGCCCUCAGGUGGAUCCAAAAGCAACGGCGUGGCGCACCGCUACUCCACUCCGCGCAACAGCGACAAGUUCCUGCGGGCUCCGGCCUCGGGACUUGUGUCUGACCUGCUGAGCGAGUUGCACUUCUCUGACAGUCAGAAGCUGAAGCAGCAGCUCCUGCAGGCUGAACGAGACAAAUCCAGCUUGGCCAGCAAGGUGGAAGAACUUCAAAUGCAGCUGAUGAUGUCCAAACAGGCUCUCAGUCAGCAGCAAGACAAGGUCGGCUCGCUCAUGCAACAGCUGGAUGCUGUGCAGAGUAGUCAGCAUCCAAACCAGGACACGGAGAAGAGUGGGGAUAAUGAGAAAGAAAGUGGUGGUGAUGGAAAUGCGGCGUUUGACUAUGAAGUGGACACCAAGAGCAAGGAGGUGCUGGAGGCGCGGAUGCGCGCGGCUAACGAGGAGCUCCUGAAGCUGCGGGAUGACCUGUCUCAGGCGGGAGCUCGCUACAGCACCCUGGAGCAGAAAUACAAGCAGGAGAAGGAGCGCUGGCGGGGAGAGGCCCAGGACCUGGCCGACAAAAUCCGCCAGUGCAUCAAGUCGAGCAAGCAGGACCAGGAGCGCAUCAGCGAGCUUGAGAAAGAGAUCGGAGCCACGCGGAAAGUGGCGACGGAUUCGGAGGGGCACUUGAGCGUCGCUCAGGAAGAGCUGCUGGCUUUCUCCGAAGAGCUGUCCAACCUCUACCACCACAUCUGCGUGUGCAACAAUCUGACACCCAAGCGCGUCACCCUGGACUAUUACCGGGACGGCGCCAGGGCGAGCAGCGCCCGGAGGUCCCACCACUUCAACCCGCAGCACGCCGCCCAGAAGAAGCAAAGAGCCAACGACAUGUUCAUCUCCAAGGCUGCGGCGCUGCAGUUCAUGGGAGAGAUGGACAGCGCCGGAGCCAGCGGGGAGUACCCCGCCUGCCCCGGAUCCCCCACCCUGGACUUCAGGGACCCCUCCAACGUUUGCAACUUGGUGGCCGUCAUCCGCUGCCAAAUCAAACACCUGCGGGUGGCCGUGGACUUGUGUCGGCAGCGGGGCGCCAUGCCUUACUCGGGGCUCAGCAGCAGCGGCGAGACAGAGCGGGACGCCGAAAGCCUCUUGGAGGAAGUCUUGAAGCUCAAAUCUCUUCUCAGCACUAAGAAAGAACAGAUCGCGACGCUGCGAACUGUCCUCAAAGCUAACAAACAGACCGCUGAGUUGGCUUUGUCUAAUCUAAAAACCAAGUAUGAGACAGAGAAGAGCAUGGUGUCGGAGACCAUGAUGAAGCUGCGGAACGAGCUGAAGGCGCUGAAGGAGGACGCCGCCACCUUCUCCUCACUGCGGGUCAUGUUUGCCAGCCGAUGUGACCAGUAUGUCACUCAGCUGGAUGAGAUGCAGAGGCAGCUCGCAGCUGCAGAGGAUGAGAAGAAGACCCUGAAUUCGCUCCUGCGCAUGGCCAUCCAGCAGAAGCUGGCUCUCACUCAGCGCCUGGAGGACCUGGAGGCGCCUCUGUCUCCCCACAGCCUGAACAGCAGUCCCCGCCGCUCCCGGGCCAAAGAGCUCGCCAACAAAUCGGGCCGGGCCCCCCGAAGCCCGCGGAACAGUCCCGCUCGCACCCCGCUGAGGAGCAGCCCGAGGGCCAGCCCCGUCCUGGGCAGCAGCGUUCCCGCCUCCGCCACUCACCACUUGCGGUCUCUGACGCGGAGUCUCCACUCGAGUCCUCGCUGAAUCACUCUUCCCAUAAACCCCCUCACCUCCUGCAUUAAGGACCUGACUCGGUGUUGACUCCCAUUCUCCUCCUUCCCUGAUGUGGAACAUCCUGUCCAUCCAUGAUCUGACUCCGCAUCCUUCUCUCCACCCUCCAAAAAUUGUGGACUGAAAAAUAUUUAACAAAAAAAAAAAAAAAAAAAAAAAAGGCCCGUCAUCCCACCCUGUUGCUCCCGUCUCCUCGGAGUGGAGAAACCUGCAUGCACCCUGGAGAAGAAGACGGAUGCAUUCCCGUGUCCAACUGUCACCUGGUCUUGUGUGUUGUGCUGAACCCAGAACAGUAUUUAUUCCAGACUUUCUGGUGGACGGCAUUAACUAUCCUCAGGCUGUGAUCUGUUUUCUGAAGACCAAACGUCUUCACUCUCUGCCUUUUAACCUGUCAUCCUGGUCAGACCUUCCUGGUGUUUUUUUUUUUUUUUUAACCAUUAGGUCGUCCAUCACAGUCCUUUUUAUUGGUCAACACAGCCUCACUAGUAAAAGUCGUGUUUACUCCAGUGUUGCAGUUACUUCCUCCUUUUUAUCCUGAGGUCUGAGUCUUUGGCCUGUAAGCGACACCCUUUACAUGGAAAUAGAUCAGCCAUAUGUUCACCGCUUCAGGUGAGACCACGAGGAUUCAGAUGGAAGGCUUAGGAAACCUUUUAAUAAUGGAAGUCUGGGAGAACAGGAGGUUCAUCAAAGCUGUAGGGCAGCAAAAACAUUUAGAGAUCACUUAAAAUCAACAUCAGCGUCUCACAGCAGAAAAACACAUUUCCUCUUGAGUUCACAAAUCCUGAAAUUGCUUGAUGCUAAAUAACGUGUUCAACGCUCCUUUUUGUGACUGAUAACAGAUUCUUGCUGCUCCUGUUUUCUUCAGCUUUUAACUGCGUCUAUGGUUCAUAGUUGAGUGACCUCACCUGUUUAUCUACCACCUAUAUAUGAGAACGAUCAUCAGCCCAGUCUGUGGGGAAACCUCCCUUUCCUUUGUUUGAUUGAACAGCCAGUAGAACAAGACAUAAUCAAGAUGCUGCUUUUAUUUUGAAGGAUAAAUAUGCUGAAUAAAUACGGCUACAGAGCAAAAUCAUGUGUUUAUACAGCGACAUGGAUUCGUAAAAGUGGGAGCAUUUUUCGACUGUGAUUUGAGGACAGAAUUAAAUUGACAUUUGUUCUGAACCCUUAACUUUAGCACUUGGCCACAUGAUCUAUUUAAAUAAUAUUUGAUCUAAAGUAAUCUUUAAUGAAGCUUUGUUGGAUUAUGUUGAUGUUUACUAAUCUGGUUUUCCUGAAGAAGCCACGCCCCUUUUUUUCUUUUUUGUGCCUUUGUUCAGUCGUUUUGAUAACACUGUAGGUUUCCGUUUCUUUCAUUUUUGUUAAAUGUAUUUUGUUUUUGAGGAAGCUCAUUAAGCACUGUUGGCACUGACUACUGUGAUGUUUCAUUCUGUUAAAAUAUUGUCACUUUUUAGCCAGAAAAACUUAAUGAGAUUCAAAUAUGAGGACUUGUUGGCAAUCCUGGAUACAAGUAGUCACGUUUAUAUUUAUUGUAAAAAUAAUUAGCCAAAAUAAAGUCAAGAAUAUGAUCAUUGUAAAGAUCAUCAGCUUCAUAAAUCUUUUUUUUUUAUUUUGACUGAAAGGUGAACAUGUUUUAAUCUGAUGUCUCAUUACACUGAAGGAUGUGAAUGAUUUUCUUAUUUUAAAUCCACACUGUGCAGAUGUGUAUAAUUGUAAUUCCCAUUAUUGUAUGAUAACUUUAUUUAUGUGACCUACAUGUGAUGUAAAUUAAUCUAGCUUCCAUGCACACACUCUGUGUUCCUUGUUUCAGUCAUACACUUUAUGUGUAUGUAUGCAAGCUGACCUCCAACCCCUUAUGAAGAAUAAAAAGCCAACACUCUACAAA